Messenger RNA from Aspergillus heteromorphus CBS 117.55, 1934 nucleotides. RefSeq names its product putative P450 monooxygenase. Gene Ontology annotation, molecular function: iron ion binding; heme binding; oxidoreductase activity, acting on paired donors, with incorporation or reduction of molecular oxygen. NCBI's taxonomy places the organism in Eukaryota, Fungi, Ascomycota, Eurotiomycetes, Eurotiales, Aspergillaceae. The record is from RefSeq and is a predicted model, not a curated record. The coding region runs from base 285 to 1934 and encodes 549 amino acids. The transcript has 4 exons.
GGACCAAUCAUAAUGCCGAUCGCCUGUGUUUGACCUUGCCGUGCCUUCAGGUAGCUGCAUCACCUUUAUCGCUGGGCUACAACGGGCCGGGUAGGCCGCGUGAGCAGUGUAGUAUUUGAAAAAGGGACCAGGCCGACGGGGGGAAGAGAGGUUCGGGCGCCCGUCCUUCACCUAGCCGCCGGAGUCCGUUAUUUAUCAUCCAUUUACGAUCGAUACAUGAUCGACCCCUUUCCAGAGCACAGAAAGAUCCACGCCUCUUGGGUGCAGAGGCUAUCCUGUGCACAAUGAGCUCCAUCUCCAUCUCGGAAAUGGGGACGAGGGCACUCGCGCUUUGCACCAUUCGCAACGCCCCCCUAUCGGUCGUAGGCUUUGUGGCUCUUCGAUUCCUCUAUCAGAUCAUCCAUUACCGGUUCUUUCACCCGCUGAGACGCUACCCCGGUCCCUUCUGGGCCAGUGUCACCCGGCUUUGGCAGGCCUGGCACCUUUUCUGGGGCAGCGACCUCGAGGUACACUGGAAGGCAGUCCAGAAAUAUGGUCCGGUUGUUCGCGUCUCACCGACAAUGCUCCUGGUGGCAGAUAGCACGCUGCUUCCCACGGUGUAUCACCGUCGGGACACCAAGUCUCGGUUCUACUUGUCGGACUACUGGGAGAGUAAAGGUAGCGUCAUGAUACGGGACCCCGCCCAGCAUGCGGCCCAUCGCCGUCUGGUUGGGGCCACCUACUCGAUGUCGAAUAUCCAACGAAUGGAAAGCUUGCUGGAUAAGCAUAUCCUGCGAUGGUUCGACAAGAUAGACCGGACCUACGUCCAGCAGCAGAUGCCCGUCGACUUCGCGGAGUGGACGACUUUUCUCUCCUACGACACGCUCACCGAUGUGGGAUUUCGCAACCCGCAGGGAUUUAUUGAAGCCGGGUCCGAUGUCGGCGGGAUGAUCAAGGCGUUCCGCCUAGGGACGCUCGCGUUUACUACCGCCGGCCGUCUCUAUCCGUUUUUUGGAUGGCUCCCCCACACCUGGUUGAGGAGAUUCCUCGUGGUGCGGCCUGGCCAGAAACUGGGGUUCGGGGUGGUCAUGGAGCGGGCCAAGAAGAUCCUAGAUGAGCGGACGCAAGCCCUCGCAGAGGGGCGAGCGAUCAAACCCGAGAAAGGGGACGGCUCGUACGACUUUCUCCAGGCCUUCAUGGACACACGCACCCCCGAAGGCGAGCCCCUGAGUUCCGAGAACAUCCAGACCGAGAUCUUUGUGCUGCUGGGUGCGGGCGUCGACGGGUUCACUGCGAUGUGCUCGGCCUUGCUGGCCGAGGUUCUGUCGCGGCCCCCAAUAUUCACGCGCCUGAUGGAAGAGAUCAAAGGCGCGGUGGUCGCCGGCGAGCUUUCCCAGCCCGUACCCACCUACGCCGAGGUCGCCCGCAGUCUCCCCUUCUUUGUGGCUUGUGUUCGCGAGACUCUGCGAGUUCAUCCUGUCGGGUCGACAGCGCUCCCGCGCGUGGUCACUGCCGACGGUCCGGAGCUGUUCCUGGCGGGAUCCAGAGUGCCUCCGGGCACGGAAGUAGGUGCCAGCCCGUGGAUCUGUCACCGGGACCGCGCCAUCUAUGGCGCCGAUGCCGAGGUCUUCAACCCGGACCGGUGGCUGGGCGAUCCGGCGCAGGUCCGGCUGUAUGAGAAGCACAAUUUCGCCUGGGGCUACGGCUCCCGGGUGUGUCUCGGCAAACAUUUCGCGACAAUGUUGUUGUACAAAGCCCCCAUCGCGCUUUUCCUGACGUUUGAGGCGGCGCUGUGCCCGGAGACGUUGGAAACGCCCAAGCCCCAGGUCGGGUGCAGCGGUCCCAGUCUGCGCUGGAGGGAUGUCUGGGUCAACUUGAGGAAGCGCAAGCCUUGGGUCGCGCAGGAAGGGACAGAAACGCGCGUUGAUGGCAAGACAGCCGGGAAGGGGGCAUGA